Trypanosoma cruzi is the source of this 1689-nucleotide messenger RNA. RefSeq lists its product as uncharacterized. NCBI's taxonomy places the organism in Eukaryota, Euglenozoa, Kinetoplastea, Trypanosomatida, Trypanosomatidae. The record is from RefSeq and is a predicted model, not a curated record. The transcript has a single exon. Bases 1 to 1689 code for a protein of 562 amino acids.
AUGGUGGUGACUUCAGAACGUCAGGCGUCCGCCGUUCUCGGCGUCCCACCGUACGUCGCUGCGAGAGCCUUCAAGGACGUCACUCGCAUCAAGGAAUUCGGUGCAAUUAAUUUUGUCUCUUGCUGCAUACUUGAGACGGCACAUGAUCCUUCGACCGUCGGCGUUGUGCGUCGCGUUACUCUCGAUUUACCGGGCAUUCCGCAGUCAAUUCUUCGAGAGAGGCUGGCAUCCGUGGAGGAGGACCCCUACCGCACCUGCAUCCGUAUGGACUAUGUGCCAUGCGACGCCAAGGAGGCUCAUCGCUCAGCAUUUGGCGUGGAGGGAACGAAACGCUUGUUGAAUGCGUCGACAUUUGCAACCUUCACGGCCGUCUCUAAAAAUCCCAACCGAUGUUUCUUAGAGAUUUCUACAAAAUUCACCGUGGACAUUGAUGUUUCCCCGGACGGGGUGCAACGGGCAGCGGACAACCCAACAUACCACGAUAUUGACCAGUUUUGGAAUUUGUACGUCACCCGCGCGGCUACGGCUUUAGAGGAUUAUCUUCUCUCGACGGCGUUUGCCACGACGGAGUGCCAAAUUGGAGGUGGGUUUGAAAAGGAGUUCGUCAAUGCGGAAAAUGAAUACUGCCAAUGGGCGGCGAAAAAUUGCGAUAAAAUUUCUCGCGAGGAGGCAAUGCAGGUACUUGAGAAGGCCCUCAAUGCAUGGCAACGCGAGCGAUGUGAACUUAAGCACCAACAGUUGGUAAACGCGCAGCUGAUGGCGGACGCAGCCGGAUCGGCGGCAGUGGCCGCUUCUGCACAUCGCCUUUCUCUCGCGGCGAUGAGCGAAAUGUCAUUUUCUGAUCACUCGGCGCCCAAGCCGUCACGCCGUACGACAGCCACGUCAAUUGCAAGGAAUACUUCAGCGGAAGUGAUUACGGCGCCAAAAAAUUGGGUGCCGGAGGUUCCUGUCGUUGACAACGCCGUGGAUCUCAACAUGUUGAAGCCAGUGCACGUGCCGUUUUUCUCUCCCGGUGGUGGACGUGUUUUGAGCGUUGACCCAGCGGAAAGCGAGGCAUUGCAGAAGGUGCAGACUGAGUCACGGGACGCCGCUUCGCCUCACCGACCUGCGGCAAAAGCGUUUCAAAAGGAGCUUCUUCUCAGCUUCUUGACAGAAAUCGGCACAAUCAAUGAACGGGUGGCACAGACAAUUUUUAAUUCAUUGGACACAAAUCACGAGGGCUUUGUCACAGAGCAUGGGGUGAGCAUGGUGCUGAGUCAGAUGGACCCCUUGGGUCUCUACGAGGACAGAAAUGGGAAGAUGCUCCAAAUGGAGGAGUGCCGACAGGCUGUGGGCACAGGCAUUUUUCGAAAUAUUUCGAUUGAUCAAAGUUCCUGUGACACACACCCCGCUGCUGCCGCCUCUGCUGCCGGCUCUGCUGCUGCUGCCAUGGAUGCGGCACCACACAAUAUCGCCUCAAAGGGAGAGACAAAAGACCAUGAAGCGGAAGGAAAGGACGGUUUUGCUGAGGAACUCAGCCCACUUCAGGCUCUGAUCCGCCGUCAAAAUGAGCAGAAAAAAGUCUUGCAAGACGAGUUAAUUAAGAAGCGUACAGCUGAAUUGAUGAAUAACUAUGCAUACAGAACUCGAGGGAGACUUCACUACGACGAAUUUUGUUUGAUGAUGUUGCAUCUUUUGAAGGACUAUUGA